This is a messenger RNA of Melanotaenia boesemani (Boeseman's rainbowfish), 2359 nucleotides long. Its product is annotated as FYN-binding protein 1. Gene Ontology annotation, cellular component: plasma membrane. NCBI's taxonomy places the organism in Eukaryota, Metazoa, Chordata, Actinopteri, Atheriniformes, Melanotaeniidae. The record is from RefSeq and is a predicted model, not a curated record. Gene Ontology annotation, molecular function: protein binding. The transcript has 16 exons. Bases 112 to 1824 code for a protein of 570 amino acids. Gene Ontology annotation, biological process: protein localization to plasma membrane; T cell receptor signaling pathway; integrin-mediated signaling pathway.
CUUUGCAGUAAAUUUAGGUGAUGUAACUGAGCGGCAGCACAAGCCUGGAUACUGAGGAACUACUGGACAUGGAACAUAUCAUUCAGUAAUAAAUCAUCGCUAAAGGCAAAUAUGGAGGAGAGUGUUGAUGUGAAGGCUCUGAGGGCCAGGUUCAACAACAAGACCAGCACCUCGGACACCAGCAGCCGAGACAGUGGCUCACCAAAAUCUCCACGACCUGGAUUUGGGAGAGCCAUCCUUUCUCCAACUGAGAGCGAGCUGGCCAACAGACAGUCACCAGUAGUGCCUCCAGUUGGACUUGGCCAGAGUCUGAUGAGGUUCCCGAGGGCAGAGCCAUCUUUCAUACCCUCCAGACCGGCUAGUUUCCCUCGACCACCUCCCAUUUCUGCUGUCAGACCACCCAUUGAGCCAGCAGACACCAACAAGGUCAAACAGACUGGGGAGAUGCUACAGAACAUGAUGCUGAGGCACCAGAGACCUCCAGGUACUAGACUGACCCCACCCCUAGCUCCAGUUGUAGCUCAAGGUCUUGGAGCAUCGCCUUCGUCUACAGCGCUCCCUCUCCGACAGCAGCCCCGCCAGAAAAACUCAGGAGACGUGAUUCCGCUCAGAAGACCGCUACCUCCUGAAGGACCCCAGCCUUUGAAACCCAAACGACCCCCUAAUGUCAGUCUGGAGCCCUUUCGGAAGUCCAGGCAAAAAGGUGCCCUUCCAGCUGAAAAGAAAAGUGAUGAGGGAACAAGUUCCAUGUCAGGCUCAGCAGGCAGGACGUCUUCACCAGCAGUGAUCAGUCCCCCAGUGCUUCCACAACGACCCACCAGACCCUACAGACUGCCACGCCAGAUCGCCUCAGUCGACUUUGAGGAGGAACAGGAUGUCUACGAUGAUAUUGGAAGCUUUGACAAAAAUGAGUCAUGCAGUGAAAACAGUUCACAAUGUAUGGACGGGGAUGAUGAUGAUGAUGUGUAUGAGCAUAUUGAUGAGAACCAGAUUGAUGUAAAACAUGUGGCUGUUGAGAAGAAAACGAAGGCAGAAGAGAAGAGGCAGUUGGAAAAUGAGAGAAGGGAGAAGCAGGAGCUUCAGAAAAAACAGAAUGAACUGAAGAAAAACUUUCAGUUGCAAGGCGAGGUAGACGUUCUUCAUACGGCCAAAGUUCGGCAUGACUGGCACGGAGGGGGAAAACUGGACCUUAGCGUCCGACAAGGAGAGAGUGUGGAAAUUAUCCGUGUGAAGAAUAACCCUGGAGGCAAAUGGUUGGCUCGUUCCAUGAAUGGAAAAUACGGAUAUAUCAGCAACACCUGUGUGGACAUUGACUACGAAGCAAUAAAGUCAAGAAUGCUCCCACCAAGAAAAAUAAACUCAUCAGAGUUACCUCCUCCACCUCCAGACCCCCCACAACUGUCUUACAUGGAGUCCAACAACAGAGACAGCAUGUUGCAAGAUGAUGAUGACUACGAUGAUGUUGAACCAAUAGCUGAGGAUUUCCCCCCACCACCGCCUGAAAUCAGCAUGGAUCCCAAAAAGGAAAAGGAGCUAAGGAAAAAAUUUAAGUAUGAAGGGCCUCUCAGGGUGCUGCACUGCAUGAUGGUGGAUCCUAACUGCAUCAUAAAGAAACUAGGAAGCAAAGACCUUCCUGUGACUAAAGGAGAAAUUGUGGACGUCAUCCAGCUCAACAGCAGCAAGAAAGCUCUGUGUCGGAAUAAGUCUGGAAAAUAUGGCUAUGUGUCAAAAGAUUUUCUUCUUCCAAUGGAAGGAGAUGUAUAUGAUGAUGUGGACUAUGCAGGUGAUAUCUAUGACAAUGACUCUCCACACACAGACUAUUAAAACAUGUCAAACUAAACACACACAGUUGCACAACAAGAAAUAAACCAUGUUCAAACUAAAAACUGAAGCUGUUAAUGGAAACUAUAUUUAUAGCUGAGUGCAAAUUAGACACAAGUGAAGACAAGGGAUCUGACUGGAUUCAAAUAACUUAUCUGAUUCCAUAAAGUUCAUGUUCAUGUAGAGGACCCCUCCCCCUCUCUUUAUUUAAAAUAUCUUUUUUUCUGCUUUACUAAACAGAAGAACAGUUAAUAAACAAACUAGUCUGAUAAAACCAUCAAACUAUAAAACUAUUGUUAACCUGGGUGUAAACAAAUUGAAAGCGACAUUUAGAAAUACCUGUGCUGAUCCAUAUUUCCACCCAGAAGACGUAACAUUAAUUUACUGACAUGAGUAAAACACACACAGAUGGGCUGAGAAUAACAAACUUGUUUGUUGCAUUGUUUUUCAAACUGCUUGUAUAGAAAGUUAUUACACUAUUGCUUUGUGUAUUUCUAAGCAUUGGAGAUAAUUUAAAAUAAAUUUAAAUUUUUUAUGA